Microthlaspi erraticum is the source of this 435-nucleotide messenger RNA. NCBI's taxonomy places the organism in Eukaryota, Viridiplantae, Streptophyta, Magnoliopsida, Brassicales, Brassicaceae. The record is from the annotation of a GenBank genome assembly.
AUGUUCUUGAGCACCAACUCCACAUCCUCAAAGAUUCCAAGAUCCUCAUGUGUCAUCAUGUGGGUACUUGGUCUCCACAAAGUCCAUGGAGAAGAGAGCAUUGUAGUGCUCUUGGUACAUGGGGAGCUCUCCUCCUCUUGCUCUCCUCAGCCUCCUCCAUUGGCUCAUCUUGGUUCCCUCUUGCUCAUCUUCAUCAACCAAUUGGUUCACCUCUUCUCCUUCCUCUUCACUCUCAGUCUCAUCACUUCCUUCUUCAUUUGGAGAGCCAUUUCCCUCUUGAACAAGGUUCACUCCAAUCUCAAACUCCCCUUGCUCACUCUCACUACUUAUGGGUCAUUCCUCUUCUUGGUUCUCCUUUCUUCCCUCAAUCUCUCACUCUCAGACUCUCCUCAGAGUAGACAUAUCCCUGCAUCAGAUUCUCUUCUCCUCUCUUGA